Molecule: messenger RNA, 4348 nt
Organism: Diceros bicornis minor
Lineage: Eukaryota; Metazoa; Chordata; Mammalia; Perissodactyla; Rhinocerotidae
Product: zinc finger protein 77-like
Exons: 4
Coding region: 1117-3903 (928 amino acids)
Biological process (GO): negative regulation of transcription by RNA polymerase II
Cellular component (GO): nucleus
Molecular function (GO): RNA polymerase II transcription regulatory region sequence-specific DNA binding; DNA-binding transcription repressor activity, RNA polymerase II-specific
Source: RefSeq, a predicted model, not a curated record
GCCAGUCUUCCUCAGCAAAAAAGAGGAGGAUUGGCAUUGGAUAUUAGCUCAGGGCUGGGUGUCCUGACAAAAAAAAAAAAAAAAGAAUAUGAGCCUCCUAUCAGGUGUGGUUAGCAAGGCCCAGUUGUUACCCCAGGUGAAGUACCUGACCUCUGUAGCUGACAUAGUUGGCAUUCUUUUUUUAGAAUUUGAGAACAUAUAUUUUGUUUAAAAAAAAAUCUCUGAUUUUUAUUUCAUGAUAGUUUGCUCUUUCUUGCGUGUGUGUUGUCAUCACAUAGUGUUCUAAACUUAUAGGUGUUUUUUUCUCUCGGUUAAAGUCACGUUUGGCUUUAUUGCUUUUAGAUCCUUCAGUGACUCUUGUCUGUGGCGUGAUUUUCCUCGAAUUCUGAUCACUUGGUUCUUUAUUUGAGAGGCACUGCUGGCUUCACAGCUUCUUCAGGAGCCAGGCUCUCUUCUUACCCAUCAGGUGUGCCUGGCCCCAAGCCCUGGCCCACAUCUGUGCCCACAGUGUCCACCUCGUCCUGGGAGGGGGUCGUGUCUCUACCUCUGUUGGAAUGUAUAGAUGAGUUCAGGCCCCUUGACACUGUUGCCUGCAAGAAGAGAUUGUUCAGCUCAGGCAGCACUGGAAAUCUGUGUUCACAUCUUGACGUUCUGGUUCCAGUUCUUGGAGCUGACAAGGAUAUAACUUUUGAGUAAUCCAACUGUCAAUUCCCAUGUUAUCUGAAAGAUGACUUCAUUUUUCAGUCGUUGUCUUAACCUAGAACCUGCUCUAUCUCAGGAAAGCUGAUUCUUAGAAUCAUGCAUGUAUAAGUCUGUGUCAAUUCUUGUGGUCACACUUUGCUUCAAAUUCCAAGGACUUACCAUCACUGCAUAUACUGCAUUUGAUUUCUCUCUUCGUUGUCAUUUCCCACGAGAGUGUGAGAUCAGGGGUCCUGGGAAUUGAGUCCAGGUCCCUGACUCAUCCUCCCACACACACUGCUGAAGCCGGGGCCUGACUGAAACGGAGUAUGUGGGCUGUUUCAGGACUCGGUGGUCUUUGAAGAUGUGGCUGUGGACUUCACCCCGGAGGAGUGGGCUUUGCUGGAUGCUCCUCAGAGGAAGCUCUACAGAGAUGUGAUGCUGGAGACCUGCAGGAACCUGGCCUCAGUGGAUUGUUACACUCAAGUCAAAACCAGCAGAUCAAGUCCUCAGCGGGGUAUUUUGGAGAAUAAUAUAUUCAGUAAAGAGAACAUAGUAACAUUCACAAGAAGUGGUUCCUGGUCUGCUUUUGGAGAAAACCGUAAGUUUGAGAACGUUGGAGGUGUGCACCAAACCCAGGAGAGGCGUAUGAGCAGUCAUUUGGUGGAGACUCUCAGUGAAAAGAAUGAAGGUGGUCACUGUGGCGAAACCCUGGACCAGAUUACAAAUCUUCCUGUGCAUGAGAGGUGUCUGACUGGAGUGAAACCUGAUGAAUGCACGAAGUGUGGAAAAGCCUUCGUGGGUUGUUCUCUUCCGAAGAAUCCACAAGGAUCUCACACUGGACACAAACCUUAUCCAUGUGAGGAAUGUGGGCAGCCUUGCGGUUGUGUCUCAUGCCUGAGCCCUCACGUGGAAGCAGACGUUUUAGAGAAACCCUGUAAAAGACCUCAGUAUACUGAGAGAGCAUCUAGGAGAAAUGUGAAGAGUCUUGGUAGUAAAAAGUGUUUUGAGUGUAAAAAAUGUGGAAAAACUUUCACUUGCCCCUUGUCCUUACAGGAACAUGAGAGACGUCUCCAUGGAGAGAAGACCCAUAUGUGUACAUUAUGUGGGAAAUCCUUCAUAUGCCGUUCCCACCUUACACGACACGUGAGAACACACUCAGGAGCGAAAUCCAGUGAAUGUAAGGAAUGUGGGAAAGUCUUCAGUUGUUACUCUUCCCUCCAGGGACACAUGAGAACGCACACUGGAGAGAAACCCUAUGAGUGUAAGCAUCCUGACAAAGCUUUCAGUUAUCGCAAAUCUUUGCAAGAACACAAAAGAGCGCACACUAGAGAGAAACCUCAUGUCUGUGAGCGAUGUGGGAAAGCCUUCAGUUGUCCCAGUAGCUUUAAAAGACACAUUAAAUCACACAGUGGAGAAAAGGCCUAUGAAUGUACAGAGUGUGGGAAAGCUUUCCAUUUUUGCUCAUCUCUUCGAAUACCUGUCAGAACACGCAGUGAAGAGAAACCUUAUGAAUGUAAGGAGUGUGGGAAAGUCUUCAGUAGUUCCUCUUCCCUCCGAGAACAAGAGAGAACGCACAAUGGGGAGAGACUGUGUGAGUGUCAGCACUGUGGGAAAGUCUUCACCACUCACUCCUCACUUCAAGGACAUAUGAGGAUACACACUGGGGAGAAGCCCUAUGAAUGUCAGCACUGUGGGAAAGCCUUCCCCUAUCGCUCCUCUCUUCGAGGACAUGUGAGGAUACACACUGGGGAGAAGCCCUAUGAAUGUCAGCACUGUGGGAAAGCCUUCACCUAUCACUCCUCCCUUCGAGGACAUGUGAGGAUACACACUGGGGAGAAGCCUUAUGAAUGUCGGCACUGUGGGAAAGCUUUCACCUAUCACUCCUCCCUUUGGGUACAUGUGAAGAAACACAGUGGGAAGAGACCCUAUGAAUGUCAGCACUGUGGGAAAGCCUUCACCACUCACUCCUCGCUUCGAGGACAUAUGAGGAUACACAGUGGGGAGAAGCCCUAUGAAUGUCAGCACUGUGGGAAAUCCUUCAACACUCACUCCUCGCUUCGAGGACAUAUGAGGAUACACACUGGGGAGAAGCCCUAUGAAUGUCAGCACUGUGGGAAAGGCUUCACCACUCACUUCUCGCUUCGAGGACAUAUGAGUAUACACACUGGGGAGAAGCCCUAUGAAUGUCAGCACUGUGGGAAAGCCUUCAUCUCUCGCUCCUCCUUUCAAGCACAUAUGAGGAAACACACUGGGGAGAAGCCCUAUGAAUGUCAGCACUGUGGGAAAGCCUUGACUACUCAUUUCUCGCUUCGAGGACAUAUGAGUAUACACACUGGGGAGAAGCCCUAUGAAUGUCAGCAGUGUGGGAAAGCCUUCAUCUCUCGCUCCUCCUUUCAAGGACAUGUGAGGAAACACACUCAUGAGAAGCCCUAUGAAUGUCAGCACUGUGGGAAAGGCUUCACCACUCACUUCUCGCUUCGAGGACAUAUGAGUAUGCACACUGGGGAGAAGCCCUAUGAAUGUCAGCACUGUGGGAAAGCCUUCAUUUCUCGCUCCUCCUUUCAAGGACAUGUGAGGAAACACACUGGGGAGAAGCCCUAUGAAUGUCGGCACUGUGGGAAGGCCUUCAUCUAUCAUUUCUCACUUAAAGUACACAUGAGGAUACAUACUGGGGAGAAGCCCUAUGAAUGUCGGCACUGUGGGAAAGCGUUCACCUGUUACUCCUCCUUUCGUGUACAUAUGAGGAAACACAGUGGGCAGAGACCCUAUAAAUGUCAGCACUGUGGGAAAGCCUUCAUCACUCACUGCUCCCUUCGAGUACACAUGAGGAUACACAGUGGCGAGAAGCCGUAUAAAUGUCAGUACUGUGGGAAAGCCUUCCCCUAUCAGUCCUCCCUUCAAGGACAUGUGAGGAUACACACUGGGGAGAAGCCCUAUGAAUGUCAACACUGUGGGAAAGCCUUCCGCUGUGACUCCUCCCUUCGACGACAUGUGAUAAUUCACACUGGGGAGAGACCCUAUGAAUGUAAGCAGUGUGGGAAAGCCUUCAGAUAUCCCACAGACCUUCAGGUGCAUGUGAGAACACACACAAGGGAGAGACCCUAUGAAUGUCAGCACUGUGGGAAAACCUUCAGUCGUCACUGCUCUCUUCACCUACAUGCCAGAACCCACAGUGGAGAGAGACCCUAUGACUGUCAGCUGUGUGGAAAAGUUAUCAGAUAGCCUCCACACUUUCAAUGUCAUCUGGGAACUCACAGUGGGCAGAGACCAUAUUAAUGUCAGUACUGUGAGAAAGUGUACACGUAUUUUGCAUCACUGUAUAAAGACACGUUGGAGAGUAAAAUCUGCAUCCAAGGACAGAGAAAUCUCUAUUCUUAACACCUUGUUGUAAAUGCAAGCAAACACACUAGAAAGAUAGUUUUUGAUAGCAAGAUUGUGGGAAAACUUUCAGGUGUAGCACUUCACUUAUUUUGUUUAUGAAAACUCAGGUCAGGACAAAUCUUUCAAUGGUUAUAAAUGUGGUUUUGCCUUUGUAAGUGUUUCCUUAGUCUGGAGUUUAAGUUUCUUAGACGUGUCUCAUCCUUAGUUUGGAUCCCUAUUGCAUUGAUUUCUAGUUCAUGUUGGUGAUAUGAACACUGAAAAUAAUAAAUAUCUUUUUAUUUCUCAA